AUGCUAGUCACCAAAAAUAAAGCAAAGGCUAAAGUCUUUCUCGAAGCUUUCUUCCCUGAGAUGGCAGAACCAGAAGAUAAAGAUAUCGCAAUACCCUCAGAAAAGAUUCCGUGGCACCUAAUUACUGAACUGGAAAUACACUGGUCACUCAAAGCCGCAAAGGGAACGACAGCCCUGGGAGAAGAUAGAAUUAUCACCCUAUUUGGAGGCCAACCAGGACGGAAUACGGAACAGGCACUCUUAGUACUAGCAAAUGCCAUCGAUCGAGCGUGGCUACAGUCCAAAGUGAUCAUGCUGAUAGCAUUCAACCUCAAAGGGGCAUUCAAUGGAGUGAACAUCUCAAGUCUUGACGCCCGCCUGCAGGCCAAAGGGAUCCCAGUUAUUGCCAGACACUGGAUCCGCAGCUUCAUGGAAAGCCGCUAUGCCAGCAUCUCCUUCGAUGACUUUCAAACAGAGAUCUCCUCUCUCGAACACGCGGGCCUAGCGCAAGGGUCCCCGCUGUCCCCCAUCUUAUUUGGGUUUUUUAACUCCGACCUGGUCGACCAGCCCGUCGACCACCACGGAGGCGCGUCAGCUUUCAUUGAUGACUACUUUCGAUGGCGAGCCGGUCCCUCCGCAGAAGACAAUGUCAGAAAGAUCUAG
Messenger RNA from Talaromyces stipitatus ATCC 10500, 642 nucleotides. Its product is annotated as reverse transcriptase, putative. Lineage: Eukaryota; Fungi; Ascomycota; Eurotiomycetes; Eurotiales; Trichocomaceae. The transcript has 2 exons. Bases 1 to 642 code for a protein of 213 amino acids. The record is from RefSeq and is a predicted model, not a curated record.